GGGCAGACCAGUCCGCAGCCAUGAACGGCACGGAGGGCCCCAACUUCUACGUGCCCUUCUCCAACAUCACGGGCAUGGUGCGCAGCCCCUUCGAGUACCCACAGUACUACCUGGCUGAGCCCUGGCAGUUCUCUAUGCUGGCCGCCUACAUGUUCCUGCUCAUCGUGCUGGGCUUCCCUGUCAACUUCCUCACACUCUACGUCACCGUGCAGCAUAAGAAGCUUCGCACGCCUCUCAACUACAUCCUGCUCAACCUGGCCGUGGCCGACCUCUUCAUGGUCAUUUGUGGCUUCACCACCACCCUCUACACCUCCAUGCACGGAUACUUCGUCUUCGGGGCCACGGGCUGCAACAUGGAGGGCUUCUUUGCCACUCUGGGUGGUGAGAUCGCCCUGUGGUCCCUGGUGGUGCUGGCCAUCGAGCGCUACAUGGUCGUCUGCAAGCCCAUGAGCAACUUCCGCUUUGGCGAGAACCAUGCCAUCGUGGGCGUUGCCUUCACCUGGGUCAUGGCGCUGGCUUGUGCCGCACCGCCCCUCGCUGGCUGGUCCAGGUAUAUCCCUGAGGGGAUGCAGUGCUCAUGUGGGAUCGACUACUACACGCCCAAGCCUGAGAUCAACAAUGAGUCCUUCGUCAUCUACAUGUUCGUGGUCCACUUCACCAUCCCCCUGGUCAUCAUCUUCUUCUGUUACGGGCAGCUGGUCUUCACCGUCAAGGAGGCAGCUGCACAGCAGCAGGAGUCGGCCACCACCCAGAAGGCAGAGAAGGAGGUCACCCGCAUGGUCAUCAUCAUGGUCAUCGCCUUCCUGAUCUGCUGGGUCCCCUAUGCCAGUGUGGCUAUGUACAUCUUCACCCACCAGGGCUCUGACUUUGGCCCCAUCUUCAUGACCAUCCCGGCGUUCUUUGCCAAGAGCUCCUCUAUCUACAACCCCGUCAUCUACAUCAUGAUGAACAAGCAGUUCCGGAACUGCAUGCUCACUACCAUCUGCUGUGGCAAGAGCCCACUGGGCGAUGACGAGGCCUCCACCACUGCCUCCAAGACCGAAACCAGCCAGGUGGCCCCGGCCUAAGCCCUGCUGGGGCCCCUGCAGCCGACUGUAGGACCCCCUACCCCCACAGCCAGCCCACCAAGAGUGUGCCUGCCACAACACGGCCACACAGGCAGGCCCCUGAGUUUCUUUUUAAAUAAUCAGUGAGAGAAAAAUGAGGCUCCCCUCUCCACAGGGACAGCCUGAGAAGGGACACCCACACAGCCCCCGGGUCUGGAGUCCCCCAGCUCCCAGGGCCUGGGGGUCUGUACCCCUCUCCCAGCUUGUCUCAGGAAUGCAAGAACUCUUGCUCUCUGGAAAAGUGCUCCAGCUUAGGGCUAAGUAUCUAGCACACAAUGGGGCACAAAGUAGGUGCUUAAUAAAUGCUAGCUGGAUGAAGGAAGGAAUGGGUGAAGGCUGAAUGGAGCAAUGAGUGAAGGGUGAAUAGAUAGGAGGACACAUCCAUCCUCUCAGACCCUGUGACACACAGUGAUGAGUCAAGCAGUGGUUCCCCACCAUGACACAGGACCCCAAAGCCUGGCCCUGACAGCACACGGCCACUGCAAAGAACAAAUGAGAUUGUGCGUGUGUUUAUGUGGGUAUGUGUGCACGUGUGUGUGUGUUUAAGCACUUUGUAAAUAGGAGCUGUACAGAUUGCAGUCUACAUUAUGAACAAUAUCAACUAAUAGAAUGAAAUAUGAUGGU
This is a messenger RNA of Heterocephalus glaber (naked mole-rat), 1730 nucleotides long. RefSeq names its product rhodopsin (gene Rho). Gene Ontology annotation, molecular function: G protein-coupled receptor activity. The record is from RefSeq and is a predicted model, not a curated record. Gene Ontology annotation, cellular component: membrane. Gene Ontology annotation, biological process: phototransduction; visual perception; G protein-coupled receptor signaling pathway. NCBI's taxonomy places the organism in Eukaryota, Metazoa, Chordata, Mammalia, Rodentia, Bathyergidae.